Messenger RNA from Hyla sarda, 1157 nucleotides. RefSeq names its product Coenzyme A synthase (gene COASY). Lineage: Eukaryota; Metazoa; Chordata; Amphibia; Anura; Hylidae. Gene Ontology annotation, biological process: coenzyme A biosynthetic process. Gene Ontology annotation, molecular function: pantetheine-phosphate adenylyltransferase activity; dephospho-CoA kinase activity; ATP binding. The record is from RefSeq and is a predicted model, not a curated record.
UUUUUAAACAAAGUUGUUGAAGAAAAAAAAAAAGGGGGAGUUCUACCUGUCAGAGAGGAGUCCUGGAGAUCCGGAAGGUGAAGGAUCAGGGGAACAGCGGGAAGUCUGGCCUAUCUAGGGGGCGCUGUGCUGGAUCCGAGUGAUUGUCGGCCAUGUCUGUCUUUCGCUCGGGCGUGCUGGUCUUGACGUCUCCCCUCUCUGCCUUGUCUAUGAGAUUGGCGCCCAUUCUGGCCUCCGCAGCGCAGAUUGUCCAAGACACCUUGUACAUCCAUCUCCAACCUGGGCUCCUCCUGACCGCCUCUUCUCAACCCGCGUCCACCUACAUCCCUGCCACCCAGGAGGUCUGCCGCCUCAUCUCCAAGCUGUAUUCUGACGCCGACGUCCAUAGUCACCUGGAUGUGCGUGUUCUCCUCACUAACAUCAAGAACCAAAGCUGCAGCCAGCAGCCGCUCUCCUCCGUCCAGAACCUCUCUCACCCCCCAGAGGUCGUCCUUACGGAUUUCCAGACUAGUGAUGGGGGGCAGUAUAACCCCGCCAAGCAGCAGCUGGAGCGAUACGCCAAGAACUGUUACAGCUGUGACCCGCACCUAGUAUCAGUAUUACUGUACCCGGAGUACGGGAUAGAAGGGGACAUUAUGGACCAGAAGGAGACGGAUCAUGAAGGGAACCCUCUGCAGAGUCACAGCGAUGUGGUAGUCGGGGGCACCUUCGAUAGGCUCCAUAAUGCCCAUAAGAUCUUACUGAGCGUCUGCUGUUUGCUGACAGAAGGGCGACUUCUCAUUGGGGUGGCGGACAAGGAACUCUUGGACAAUAAAGUCCUGAAGGAACUGAUAGAGCCCUAUGAGAAGAGGGUGGAGACAUUGUCCCAGUUCCUGGUUGACGUGAAGCCUUCUCUGGGAUAUGACAUUGUGCCUAUAGCCGAUCCUUAUGGCCCGUCCAUCACUGACCCAGAACUGAAAUGUAUCGUUGUCAGUGAGGAGACCCAGCGAGGAGGACAGUCCGUGAAUAAGAGACGUCUGGAAAAUGGGCUCAGUGAGCUGACCAUCCAUGAGAUCCAGCUGGUAACAGACCCCAAACACUCUGAGAAUGAAGAGGAGAAGAUCAGCUCUUCUAGCUUCAGGAACCGCCUGUUGGGGACGCUGCUAAAGACUCCAGCU